This is a messenger RNA of Vollenhovia emeryi, 4056 nucleotides long. It is a transcript of the gene HDAC3, whose product is annotated as histone deacetylase 3. Lineage: Eukaryota; Metazoa; Arthropoda; Insecta; Hymenoptera; Formicidae. The transcript is spliced from 3 exons. The coding region runs from base 2378 to 3679 and encodes 433 amino acids. Gene Ontology annotation, molecular function: histone deacetylase activity. The record is from RefSeq and is a predicted model, not a curated record.
CGCCGCGAGCAGUCUGUGAUUAUUAAGUUAACCUAUCACAUGGCUAUAAACACAUCGGAUCCUGAAGCAAGAUCCAAAGAAUAUAUGAAGUAUACACAAGUAUUGGGACUAAAGGAGAUCGUAUAUUUAUUCCUUUACAAAAAAAUAUGGUCACCGUAGCUAUUGUAUAUCCCGAGAACGUCCGUCCGAAGUAUCACUGAGAACUCAGCGAGCAGAAGAAUAUAAAGGAAAUAAACGACAACUCGCACUUGAAGCCGCCUUUGAGAACAGAGAGCAAGAAAGUUUUGCCGAAACGCAGUGGCGUACGACCGAAAAAACUGUUGCUGACGAUUCAAACGGUUGGGCCGCGACCGAUUUAAAUAAAAAAAACCCCCGAACCGAUUUAGUAAAAUGAAUACGGUAGAAGAUAACCGACUAUACGUAAAAGUUGUCGUGGGCAAGCAUCAAACUACGGCCCUCAUCGAUCCAGGAUCGGUCUUCUCGUAUAUUAACGAAGAAACUGCAAGAAUCUGCCGAAACAACAAUUGGAAAGAAAAACCGAGCAGACGAAUUGCAUUCUUAGCCGACGGCACCAAAACCGUACUCAUAAGUAGUCUCACCGGACCGAUAUAUACGAUGGGAAAAACAUUUGAGCAACAGUUUUAUGUUAUGAAACAUUUAGAUCUUGACAUAUUGCUGGGCAUGAAUGCACUAAAAAAAUUAGAAAUAGAGAUCCGACUAAACGGGCACUUAAUCAAGAAUCCAAACAACGGAACGAGCAUGGGCUCGAUAGAAAAUCAGACUGAACUAUCGCAUCUUAGAGAGUCCGAAAAAACUGAAACUUUCCUUAAAACAGAGAUGAAGAAAUCUGAGGAAAUCAAAGGGAUCACCCCUUUCAACCAGCGUAAGGGUCAGCUGGAAGAUCCUACGCUUAUCAAACAAAACUAUAAGCCUGGGAACCCAGCAACGCCACGUCAAACACGGGACAUCAAAAUUGACGACGUCCUGCUGAAGGUGCCCAUCGGGAUGGCCCGAUUCAGGAUACGCGUCGGGCGUUUCAAGUACGCCCUGCGGCUCGACGCAGCGUCCGGAGAUUUGCGCCAUUGGAGCCGCCGCCAACUGGAGUAAUCGUAACGUAACUCGUAUAAAUCUCUCCCGAGAGCAGAAUUCCGGAAGAGAGGGGAGUGUAACGAGAAUAAUUCGAGAGCGCGCGACAAGCCUGCAACGUGAGUGAGAGCGCGACACGAGCGGGCGAAAAGUUACAUCGCGAGACGAAAUCCAAAAUUACAGCGUUUUCGACCACUCAAUCAUUUAUCGUUUUUCUUUUUGAGACGCACAGCGUUCCAAUUCACUGUUUUCUUUUCUUCUUUAUACUUUACGCAGCAGCGCCAUUCAAUAUUGUAAUCAAUUAAGGUAUAAUUUCGUAAGCGCGAUCUAUCUUAUUUUCAAGCGAUUACAACUGUCUUCCGGAAAAACCGAACCGUUUCCAAAGUUCUCUUUCCUUCUCACUCGACCCUGACAGCCGAACCUGUCCGGUAGGGGAAGUAGAGAACCGCGAUACCGCGAAUGGAAGAGAAAAUAUUGACGUUACAAAUAUAGUGAUUAUUCAUAUAGUAUAUAUAAAACUUAUUUUUACAAUUUUUCCAAGUGAGAAAAACCUUUACUGGAAAUGCCGCGGUCACAUUUUAAUAUCAAUUUAUAUAGAAGCGAAUGUAUAUUUUUGACGUCAUGUAUUAAUACAUGACUGUUUUUUUUCUAAUAUACAGAGCGACGAGUUUUACUUUCACGGUCGUGCAUUAUAUGCACUAAUAAAAUACAUAAAAUUACAAAGUUUCAGUGAGGAGAGAAAUCUCUCUUAUUUAGUAUCAGAACAAAAAUAAGUCGUCCUCGUUUUAAGAAGGAAACGUAGGAAAGUGAAGGCGCAAUAGAGGGUGCUGAACAAAUUGUAGUUUAUUGUCCGAUAACAGAAAAGGAUAAUUUCCUAAGGCCCCGGUCACUUCGCGUUUGUCUCUUUCUAAAGUAACAGUUUGAAUUAAGCACAAUGUCGCGCCUGUCGCCACGAGCCACGAGCCCGCGCGGAAACGGCCGAUUCGAGCCGAGUCGGGCGAGUCGAGUCGGCGUCUCGUUCAACCGUGUUGUCGCGAGAUAAAUAACUCCGUCAGUCACUUAGCCGCGACGGAUUUGGUUUCCGGCUGUCUCCGAACACUAAGGAAUUCAACAGAGAGAGAGACUCGGACACAGGACUUGGUAACUUUGUUAAAAUUGUUGGGCGAGUCGGAGAAGCGGGGUUACCCUAACCUCUACGGUUCUACACCGCGACGUCGGGGCAGGAUCCCGAGUUCGCCGAGGCCAAGUCUAGGAUUUCGUCCCCGGUGCGGAAUAUGAGAUAACCUCGACGAUGAGCUACAACAAGAAGGUGGCGUAUUUCUACAAUCCGGAGGUGGGCAACUUCCACUACGGGCCGGGGCAUCCCAUGAAGCCGCACCGGCUGUCCGUGAUUCACAGCCUCGUGCUCAACUACGGCCUCCACAGGAAGAUGCAGAUCUACCGGCCGUACCGCGCCAGCACCCACGACAUGUGCCGCUUCCACUCCGAGGACUACGUCGAGUUCUUGCAGCGCGUCACGCCACAGAACCUCCAGGGCUACACCAAAUACCUGAGCCACUUCAACGUGGGGGACGACUGUCCCGUGUUCGACGGCCUUUUCGACUUCUGCUCCAUGUACACCGGCGCUUCGCUGGACGGUGCGACCAAGCUCAACAACAAUUGCUGCGACAUCGCCGUCAACUGGAGCGGCGGUCUGCACCACGCCAAGAAAUUCGAGGCGUCCGGCUUCUGCUACAUCAACGACAUUGUCAUCGCUAUACUAGAAUUGCUCAAAUAUCGCGCCCGGGUGCUGUACAUCGAUAUCGAUGUGCAUCACGGGGACGGUGUGCAGGAGGCCUUCUACCUCACCGACCGCGUCAUGACUGUGUCGUUUCACAAAUACGGCAAUUACUUCUUCCCCGGUACUGGCGAUAUGUACGAGAUCGGGGCCGAAAGCGGCCGUUACUAUUCCGUCAACGUGCCGCUCAAGGAGGGCAUCGACGACACGUCGUACAUCCAGGUCUUCAAGCCCGUUAUAUCUCACGUGAUGGAGUUCUUCCAGCCGACGGCGAUAGUGCUGCAAUGCGGGGCCGAUUCCCUCGCCAACGAUCGGCUCGGAUGCUUCAGUCUCAGCACCAAGGGCCACGGCGAUUGCGUGAAAUUCGUGAGGGACCUGAACGUACCGUUGCUAACCGUCGGUGGCGGUGGUUACACAUUGCGUAACGUCGCCAGAUGCUGGACCUACGAGACGUCCCUGCUCGUGGACGAGCAGAUCAGCAACGAGCUACCGUACACCGAGUAUCUGGAGUACUUCGCGCCGGACUUCACCCUACAUCCCGAGGUCGUCACCAGGCAGGAUAAUGCCAACAGCAAGCAGUAUUUGGAGGCCAUUACGAGACACGUGUGCGACAAUCUCAAGAUGAUUCAGCACUCGCCGAGCGUGCAGAUGCAGGACGUGCCGUGCGACGCGCUGCCACCGGAGGAGGACAGGCAGCCGGAGCCAGAUCCAGACUCCCGACAGAAUCCGCAGGACACGGACAAGAUUGUCGAGCCGGCGAACGAGUAUUACGCCGGCGACAAAGAUCAGGACAAGAUGGACGUGAGCGACUCGUGAUGAAGGCAGUAUUUACAGUUUACGGGAAAAUGUGAGGACCGCACGAGUCUUCGUGUAAAUUAGAGCCGACGCGAUCCAGCAAAUUGUAUACAAUCUUGGAAUAACUCAACUUCUUCGAUGGACCAGCAACAGAGAAACUGCCUCUCAGACGACUGACUCCAAAUAGACGCUGUUGUGCAAUUACUGAAUUUUACCUGUCGAGACUAGAGAUUUAUGAAACAAAACGAACAAGCUUUAUUUUCGAGGCGAUGCAUACUUUUUAAGUUUUUUUUACGACGCAUGAAUGUAAAUAUGCGAAACUGUACAGACUGAUUUGUUUAUACUGACAAAACAAGCAUGUUUUACUCAAAUAAAUUUCGUAGACUUUGGACAAACGU